AUGGCUAGUAUCAAUACACCUGCUGUUGUCAUGGACAAUGGUACCGGUAUGACCAAACUUGGAUUUGCCGGAAACGAUUCUCCUUCAUGGGUCUUUCCCACAGCAAUUGCAACACGAGCACCUGGAUCUUCCGGAAAGGCAAGCAAUGCUCCAAAGCCAACAUUUUUAGGUGGUGGUGCUUCCUCAGGCUCUGGAAGCAAUCUAAUUGGUGGCUCAGGCACUUUUGGUACAACUAGAGCUCCUGCUCUUUCAUCAAUCAAGAGGGAUAUGGGCGAUUUGGACUUUUACAUUGGUGAUGAGGCAUUGGAGGCAGCUAAGGGACCAGGAUACUCGCUACAUUAUCCAGUUAGACAUGGACAGAUUGAUAACUGGGAUCAAAUGGAAAGAUUCUGGGAAACAUCCAUUUUCAAGUACCUUAAAUGUGAGCCUGAGGAUCACUAUUUUUUGCUUACCGAACCACCAUUGAAUCCACCUGAAAACAGGGAGAAUACAGCUGAGAUUAUGUUUGAGUCAUUUAAUUGCGCAGGUUUAUACAUUGCGGUUCAAGCAGUGUUGGCACUUGCAGCUUCUUGGACUUCAGCUAAGGUUACAGAUAGGACUUUAACAGGAACUGUUAUCGAUUCCGGUGAUGGUGUUACCCACGUUAUACCUGUUGCUGAAGGUUACGUUAUUGGCUCAGCUAUUAAAAAUAUUCCUUUGGCUGGAAGAGAUAUAACUAGCUUUAUUCAAACCAUGCUAAGAGAACGAGGCGAACCAGAUUCCUCAUUGAAGACGGCUGAGGAAAUAAAGCAGAAGUUUUGUUACGUUUGCCCUGAUAUUGUAAAGGAGUUUGCAAAGUAUGAUAACAAUCCGGAGAUGUUUGCUAAAUACAUAAUCGAUACGGUUAAUGGCAGAAAACUCCCGAUCGAUGUGGGCUAUGAAAGAUUCUUGGCCCCUGAAAUCUUUUUCAACCCAGAAAUUGCAUCAUCAGAUUUCCUCACGCCGCUUCCCGAGAUUGUUGAUUCUGUUAUACAAGCCUCUCCAAUUGAUGUGAGGAGAAACCUAUACAGAAAUAUUGUUCUUAGUGGAGGUUCGACGAUGUUCAAAGAUUUCGGUCGCCGUCUCCAGAGAGAUCUUAAGGGUAUUGUCCACAGAAGAGUUUCUGCAAACGAAAGAUUAAGCGGUGCAAAGUCCAGUGGUGUGCAGGUGCAAGUUAUUUCUCACAAGCGCCAGAAAAAUGCUGUUUGGUUUGGAGGCUCUUUGUUGGCCCAAACAUCUGAGUUCAGAAGUUAUUGUCAUACAAAGCAAGAUUACGAGGAGUACGGUCCAAACAUCGUGAGAAACUUCUCGCUUUUCAACGUCCCUUAA
This is a messenger RNA of Brettanomyces bruxellensis, 1347 nucleotides long. RefSeq names its product Arp2/3 complex subunit, actin nucleation center (gene ARP3). Gene Ontology annotation, molecular function: actin filament binding. The transcript has 2 exons. Gene Ontology annotation, biological process: Arp2/3 complex-mediated actin nucleation. The record is from RefSeq and is a predicted model, not a curated record. Lineage: Eukaryota; Fungi; Ascomycota; Pichiomycetes; Pichiales; Pichiaceae. The coding region runs from base 1 to 1347 and encodes 448 amino acids. Gene Ontology annotation, cellular component: Arp2/3 protein complex; actin cortical patch.